GUUGCACAGAAUUCCCAGCCGUAGACGGUUACGUGCAGGAAACAAGCUCACUGUUAGGGUGAAGAGUCAGUUCGUACAAACAUGGCCGACGCUGGACAGCUGGAAGCAGAACAGGAUAUCUACAGCAAGAUCCAAGAAACACGUCAAAGAUUCAAGGACGAAUACAUUCAAGAUUCUUCUGACAAAUAUGACUCCAGAGAUGUGGAAAGACUCUUCAAGGACGACGCUUUGGUUGAGUGCUACCUAACAUGGAGACUGUUUGUUGUGGAGGAUGCCCUGAAAAUGAUUGACGAGAGCUUUCAGUGGAGGAAGGAAUAUACUGUGAAUGAUCUCACUGAGAACAGUAUUCCAAGGUGGACAUUUGAGACAGGAGCAGUCUACCUUCAUGGCUACGACAAAGAGGGUCACAAACUGUUUUGGUUCAAGGUGAAACUCCACGUCAAGGACCCAAAGACGAUCUUGGACAAAAAGAAGUACGUGGCGUUCUGGUUGGAGCGGUAUGCUAAGCGUGAGCCCGGCACGCCCCUCACCGUUGUCUUCGACAUGUCUGAGUCUGGCAUCAGCAACAUUGACAUGGACUUUGUGAAGUAUAUCAUUAGCUGCUUCAAAGUGUACUAUCCAAAGUUUCUGUCCAAAAUGAUCAUGUAUGAGAUGCCUUGGAUUAUGAAUGCUGCCUGGAAGAUUGUUAAGACAUGGUUGGGCCCAGAAGCUAUCAGCAAGUUGAAGUUUGUUUCCAAAAGUGAUAUUCAGACGUACAUCAGCCCUGAGCACCUUCCCCCUCAAAUGGGAGGCAUGGACCAGUUCAAAUACAGCUACCCACCCCUCCCUGAUGACGACUUCCAAUCUCCCAUAUGUGAAAAUGGACCAAUUGUCAGCGAGGAUGAGAGUGAGGCGAAAGAGGCAGAGUCAGAAUGUAGAGAUAGCCUGGAGUCGAGUUUUAAUACAGAGCAUGGCAUCAGACUCAAGAAGGUAAAUUUCAUGGAAGAUGUUGCAAAGCAAGAUGAUGUAGAUAGGGCAGACAUUUCGAACAGGCAGAAAGGGGCCAGGAGACCUUUGACCACCUUCAAGGGCACACUACUGCACGUCAGUCCAUCUGAGGAACUCAGUUUUGGUUCUAGAGAUACAGAGAGAAAAUGUCUGGUCAUCCUCCACAACGUGACCAAAAACCAUGUGGCGUUCAAGGUGCGAACGACAGCUCCAGAGAAGUACCGUGUGAAGCCCAGCAGUAGCAGCUGUGAGACAGGGGCCAAUGUUGACAUUGUGGUCUCUCUGCAUGGAGGUUACCAGGCCUCUCCUCAGGACCGCUUCCUGGUCAUGGCUGCUGAGAUGGAAGCAAAUGUAAGUGCAGGCUCCCUGGAUCUCGCCCAGUUCUGGAAGGAAGUUCCCAAAGCAAAGAUCAUGGAGCACAGACUUCGGUGUCAUAUUCUUGAGAGUCCUAAGUCUAUUCUGAGUAAUCUGAGUGACACUUCGUUAGGCACGCCUACCACUGACACCCAAGAUCUCCACAUGACAUUAAUGCGAGUCAUGGCCAGUAACUCCCGCCUGGAGCAGAAGGUGGACAUGUGUUUAUGGUUGCAGAAGGUUCUCCUCUUACUGGCAUCAGUGUUGCUGGCUUUCAGCUUCUCCACCAUCUACUUACUGUGGACAUCAUAAUUUCUUCCCCCCACCCUCAGUAGAACUGCAGGACCAUCAGGCUCAGUCAAUCAGAGCUUACCGUGCAGCAACACUGGUCAGUCUGCUGCUGUGGCAGUGUGCCUUACUAAACAGACCGUCAUAAGAGCCGAUUCCUGCCCAAGCAGUGCCACGUUCGCCAGGCAUGCUGGAUAAGGCAACCUUCUCUCACCUGUUCUUGCAUCUAACCAUGGCGAGCAGACUGUGAUUUAAAGAUUAAUCAUGUAUUUUUAUUACUCAUCAUGAAGUAAUGACAUUUAAUUUAUAAGUGGUGUAAUGUAGCUUGUAUAGUAAUUAUUUAACAAUAGAAAUACUUUGUGAUCAAUUGUAUGAACA
Electrophorus electricus (electric eel) is the source of this 2007-nucleotide messenger RNA. It is a transcript of the gene mospd2, whose product is annotated as motile sperm domain containing 2. Lineage: Eukaryota; Metazoa; Chordata; Actinopteri; Gymnotiformes; Gymnotidae. Gene Ontology annotation, cellular component: endomembrane system; endoplasmic reticulum-endosome membrane contact site. The record is from RefSeq and is a predicted model, not a curated record.